Molecule: messenger RNA, 3127 nt
Organism: Uranotaenia lowii
Lineage: Eukaryota; Metazoa; Arthropoda; Insecta; Diptera; Culicidae
Gene: MetRS
Product: methionine--tRNA ligase, cytoplasmic
Exons: 2
Coding region: 45-2981 (978 amino acids)
Biological process (GO): methionyl-tRNA aminoacylation
Cellular component (GO): aminoacyl-tRNA synthetase multienzyme complex; cytosol
Molecular function (GO): ATP binding; methionine-tRNA ligase activity
Source: RefSeq, a predicted model, not a curated record
GGAUACAAAACCGGUAACGAGGCGGGCUACUAUAGAUUAGCGAAAUGAUAAUCUACACGAAUCCGGGAAAUCCAUUCGGAUUGAAGCUACUGAUCUGUGCCAAGUUGGCUAAUAAGGAGGUGCUGGUGAAAACCGUGUCUUUAAAUGAUAUCGAAGUCAAGGAGAUCAAACAUCUGCCGAUCCUGCAGCUACCGAGUGGUGUUCAGCUCUUUUCGACGGACGUUGCCGUUAAGUAUCUGCUGCAGGGUGAAACGCCGGUGAUUCAGCGGGACGAAUGGCUCGAAUGGUCCACUACUCGUUUGGCUCCGGCUUUGACGCACAACAUGGCCGUUGGGCAUCGUCAGGAUCCGAACACCAAGCCGAUCCUCAAUUCCUUGGUCAAGUUCCUCGACGAUUGCUUGAGUAAGAAUACAUUCCUGACCGGGGAUAAGCUAACGUCGGCGGAUAUUUCGGUUUGGAGUUUGCUGGCCCCAGAUGGAACUUUGAAGGGGGCCCAGAACAUUGACAACGUUCUGCGAUGGUAUCGCUCGAUAAACGCCCUGCCGGAAGUGAAGGCCGCAUUGGAAGAGCUUCCAUUGAAAGAGCUGAGUUUUGCCUCGUUGCAGCAUUCCAAUCGAUACGGUGGUCUGCAUCAUAUCAUUCUGGACCCAGAGAUCAUCGACUUUGAAGGACAGGUUUUGGUUGAUACAUCAGAUAACAUUGCUGCCACCGUGCAGAAAGAAGAAAUUCAACUUGCAAAGGAAGCGUUCGUGGUGGUACCAGAUCGUGCUGUCGAAGAUCUGAAGACGGUUCUGCCGAAGGCGGGUGAAAAGAAUAAUUUGGUAACCUCAGCGCUGCCUUAUGUUAACAACGUUCCCCACCUGGGAAAUAUUAUUGGGUGCGUAUUGUCGGCCGAUGUAUUCGCACGGUACUCUAGACUCUGCGGUUACAAUACGCUGUUCAUUUGUGGAACCGAUGAGUACGGUACUGCUACCGAAACGAAAGCAUUGGCUGAAAAGCUUACUCCGAAGCAAAUAUGCGAUAAAUAUUUCGAAAUUCACAACUCCAUCUAUCGCUGGUUCGGCAUAGGAUUCGAUUAUUUUGGUCGGACAACAACCGCUGAACAGACGCAGAUUGUGCAGGAUAUGUUCAAAGAUUUGUACGCUGGAGGUUACAUCGAAACAAGAGCCGUAGAUCAGUUGCUCUGCCAGAAGUGCGAUCGCUAUUUGGCGGAUCGAUUUGUGGAGGGAACAUGCCCUCACCCGGGGUGCGGCUUCGAGGAUGCCCGUGGUGAUCAGUGCGACGCUUGCGGUAAGCUUAUUAACGCCAUCGAGUUGAUUCGUCCAAGAUGCAAAGUUUGCAACACUUCACCGAUCAUUCGUCAGUCCAGUCAGUUCUUCCUGGAUUUACCGAAGAUUGAGCCAAAACUACGAGAUUGGGUUGAUCGCUCGGAACAAGGCUGGACUCAUAAUGCACGCGUUAUUACUCGUGCCUGGCUGAAGGAAGGCCUCAAGUCACGUUGCAUUACUAGGGAUCUUAAGUGGGGUAUUCCAGUUCCCUUGGAAGGAUACGAGGACAAAGUUUUUUACGUCUGGUUCGAUGCUCCGAUCGGAUACAUUUCGAUGACAAGCCGCUACAGUAAAGAUUGGCGACAGUGGUGGCAACCGGAUCAGGACAAGAAGGUCGAUUUAUAUCAGUUCAUGGCAAAGGAUAACGUUCCUUUCCAUUCGGUUAUGUUCCCGGCUUCUCUUAUCGGUAUCGAUAAAGGCUAUACUCUGGUAUCUCAUAUCAUGGCCACUGAAUAUCUCAAUUACGAAGACGGCAAAUUCAGCAAGAGCCGUGGAAUCGGUGUGUUCGGUAACGAUGCGCACGAUACCGGAAUACCAGCCGAUGUUUGGCGUUUCUAUCUUUGUUCAGCUCGUCCCGAAGGACAAGAUUCCAGCUUCAGCUGGAACGAUCUUGCUGCGAGAAAUAACAACGAACUUCUCAAGAAUCUUGGUAACUUCGUGAAUCGGGCCCUUGUGUUUUGCGAAAAAUGUUUCGAUUCUACCGUUCCACCGAUGGCAUUGACUGAAGAUGACUUCACCCUUUUGGCAUUGAUUAAUCGAGAGUUGCGGGGCUAUGUCAACCAGAUGGAACGUGCAAGACUCCGGGACGGUAUUCGACACCUUUUGGCUAUCUCUCGAUAUGGUAAUCAAUUCAUGCAAUCUGAAGAACCGUGGGUUCUCGUGAAAGGAACGGACGACCAAAAGUCACGAGCAGGAACUGUCAUCGGCCUUUGCUGUAAUUUAGCUUGUUUACUAGCCACCCUGAUCUUCCCAUUCAUGCCAGCAACAGCACGCAAUCUCUAUAACCAACUGAACGUCAAAUCUGGACAGCUUGAUUCCGAAAAAACUCAAAUGCGUAUUCUGCUUCCAACUGGUCACAAAAUUGGGAAACUCGCAGUUCUUUUCAACAAGAUAGAACAGACCAAGAUCGAUGAGUUGAAACAGAAGUAUGCCGGACAGCAAGAUUCAUCUCAAAAGCAGAAAAAAACAGUCGGUAAGGGGAACAAACUAUUCACUUCUUUGAAAGAAGCCCAGAAAGCUGUCGACGAACAGGCUGCCAGAGUCCGGAAAAUCAAAUCAACCAGUACCGACAAAAGUGUUUGGCAACCGGAGGUUAACAUUUUGCUGGAGCUGAAAAAACAACUGCAAGCGCUUAGCACACCUAACACAUCGGAGGGAACAUCAAUUUCCAAAGCUGAAGAUGCUCCACCAAUUGCUGCUGCCGUCGCUGCUAAACCCGAACCCGAUUCGAAUGCUAUCAAAACGCUGGAGGAGGAAAUCGCAAAGCAAGGGGAAAAAGUUCGCACCUUAAAAACCGGUGGCGCCGAUAAGACAACCUGGCAACCGGAGGUUACCAUCCUGUUGGCGUUGAAGGAAAAGCUAAGCAAAUUGACCGGAGCACCGCCGGCUGCUGCCGCAGCUCCGGGCAGCGGUAAGAAGAAGAACAAAAAGUAAAUGAUAAACAAAAAACUUGCAUUUACCUACCGUUUUGUGACACACCUCAGUUUUUCCUUAUUUUUUCUUUAUUAACUUAGCCGUUAUAAAAAUGUUGAUCAUUAUUAUGUUCUCUAUCUUCAGUGACACAUAACAUGAAAUACCCU